AUGGCCAAUCUAGCAUGGCCAUUCGGAAAUGAGUAUACAUCAUGUGUUCAACUCAACGCGUAUGCUUUCCUCCUGUGCAACCGUUCGGUUUCUGCAAAUAGAUCUCGGGAGCUGGUGAUUCUUCAGCUGGUCAAUGCUGUACCGGAGUAUGAAGAGACGAAUGUGUUACACUUAAAAUGCUCACUCCAGUGUCCAGAAUUUGGCCACUCUGCACAAAUGAUGCUCACUAAACGAGAUCCGACCGUGCAGUCAAUGCCAGCCUGUGAACGGGGCAUGGUGAGUCUGUGGUCAACAAGAAGUGAAGAGCCCAGGAGCCACACGACUGACACGAAUCACUUGGGUCUGACAUCGUUUCAGUUCAUGCUGACUCCGUUGACAAAAUAUUGUCAGAACCAUCUCAAUACAAAAGCUUCGCUUGUCUUGGCACUACUACCAAGAUUAUGCGCGGUUACAGAAACCUGUGAUGGUAUACAUGUUGGAUUUGCCGCCAAUGGUGCUGGGUUGGAGUAUUUAGAGCUGUCCAAUUUUAGAAAUGUGACCCCAAGACUUCGUUAUGCCUGGGAGUCCACGUCAGCAUGCUGUUGUCUGUGUGAGGAUCUAUCUGGUAGGCUGAUGGACACCAUGAUUAGCAUAUUCGGUGAUAGUAUAUAG
This is a messenger RNA of Pochonia chlamydosporia 170, 651 nucleotides long. RefSeq lists its product as hypothetical. The record is from RefSeq and is a predicted model, not a curated record. The transcript has a single exon. NCBI's taxonomy places the organism in Eukaryota, Fungi, Ascomycota, Sordariomycetes, Hypocreales, Clavicipitaceae. Bases 1 to 651 code for a protein of 216 amino acids.